Messenger RNA from Chelmon rostratus (copperband butterflyfish), 2415 nucleotides. It is a transcript of the gene plg, whose product is annotated as plasminogen. Gene Ontology annotation, molecular function: signaling receptor binding; serine-type endopeptidase activity. Gene Ontology annotation, cellular component: extrinsic component of plasma membrane. The coding region runs from base 1 to 2415 and encodes 804 amino acids. The record is from RefSeq and is a predicted model, not a curated record. The transcript has 19 exons. Gene Ontology annotation, biological process: proteolysis. Lineage: Eukaryota; Metazoa; Chordata; Actinopteri; Chaetodontiformes; Chaetodontidae.
AUGGACCUGAACAAGCUAGCUUUCCUCCUGGGAGCCCUGCUCUGCACUGUUAGUGGUACUGAUGUGGACGGCUACUCCAAAACUGAGGGAGCGUGGAUCCUCUCGCUGAACAAAAGGGAGUACUCAGUGAACUCUGUGGCUGAGUGUGCCGUCAAAUGUGACAUUGAAGUAUCCUUCACGUGCAAGUCUUUCAUGUAUGUUGAGAAGGACCAAGAGUGUUGGACAGCAGCAGCAAACUCUAAAACAGAGACGAUCGUGCGCAGAAGCAGCGCAGCUUUUUAUGAAAAAAACGAAUACCUCCUGGAGUGUGUAAAUGGAGUAGGAACAGAUUACAGAGGAACAAAGACCAAAACAAAGUCUGGAAAGACAUGUCAGAGAUGGGAAGCAAAAUAUCCACACAGGCCCAACAUCACACCGCAGACCCAUCCCCAAGCAGACCUGGAGUCGAACUUCUGCAGAAACCCUGAUGCAGACAGCGGGGGACCCUGGUGUUACACCACUGACCCCAACACCCGCUGGGAACACUGCAAAGUACCCAGCUGCACAGAGGAGUGCAUUCACUGCAGUGGUGAGGACUACAGAGGGAAAAUCUCUACGACAGAAAAUGGUUUCACCUGCCAACGCUGGGACUCCCAGAAACCUCACAACCACGGCUACAACCCCAGCGCACUUCCAGAGAAGUAUCUAGAGGAGAACUACUGCAGAAACCCAGAUGGGGACCCACGACCCUGGUGCUUCACCACCAGCCCAUCUAAACGGUGGGACUUCUGCUCUAUACCCCGCUGCACAUCCGAGGCUCCCACCAUCGUCCCAGAGGUGACCUGUGCCACCGGCGAGGGUGGACUGUACCGCGGUACAAUAGCUGUGACGGAGUCUGGCAAAGCAUGCCAGAGCUGGUCGGUUCAGACGCCACACAAGCACAACCGCACGCCAGACAACUACCCCUGCAAAGGCCUGGAUAAGAACUACUGUCGUAACCCCGACAACGAGAGGAUGCCUUGGUGUUACACCACUGACUCUGAAACUCGCUGGGAGUACUGCAGAGUGCCGAGCUGUGGGGAUGGAGCCGGACCAGAUGAGCCAGUGAUCCCCCCAGAGGAGGAAGACUGUUAUGAGGGAGACGGGUCAAGUUACCGUGGCAUAACAUCAGAGACCAUCAGUGGGAAAAGAUGUCAAAGCUGGAGCUCCAUGACUCCUCACAGCCACAACAAAACCCCACAGAGCUUCCCCAACGCGGACCUGAGGAGGAACCUGUGCAGGAACCCCGACCGAGACCGAGCUCCCUGGUGUUACACUACAGACCCCAGAGUUCGCUGGGAGUACUGCAAUUUGGAGAAAUGCCCCCCCAAACCUUCGGGAACAUCACCCGCCAUCCCUUCUAAACCCCAGCCCCCCACCACCGCCACCCAGACCCCACCACAGAAAGACUGUAAGGUUGGAAAUGGAGAGUCAUACCGAGGUCCAACCUCCAUCACCAUCCUGGGUGUGACCUGCCAGGCCUGGAGUGCUCAGAGUCCUCACCAACACAACAGCUUCACCCCACAAAGUCACCCCACCAAGGGUCUGGAGGGCAAUAGCUGCAGAAACCCCGACAACGAUGUGAACGGGCCGUGGUGCUACACGACCGACAGGAACAAGAAAUGGGACUACUGUCAGAUCCCUGACUGUGCUGGACUGAAGUGCGGUACACCAGUCACCAAACCCAAGCGUUGUUUUGGUCGUAUUGUGGGAGGCUGUGUGUCCAAACCUUACUCAUGGCCCUGGCAAAUCAGCCUCCGCACCAACACGGGAGUUCAUUUCUGUGGAGGGACUCUGAUUGACGCUCAGUGGGUCCUGACUGCUGCACACUGCCUGGAGAGUUCCAAACGGCCUUCAGCCUACAAGGUUCUCCUGGGUGUCCACACAGAGAGAGCCAAUGAGGCGUCGAAACAAGAGAGGGCCCUGGAGAAACUGGUUCUGGGACCUAGCGGAGCUGACAUCGCUCUGCUCAAGCUGCAGACCCCUGCAUUAAUCAAUGACAAAGUCCUGCCAGCCUGUCUGCCAGAAAAGGACUUCACUGUUCCCAGUGGAACCGAGUGCUAUGUGACUGGAUGGGGGGAAACUCAAGGUACUGGAGGAGAAGGAGUCCUGAAGGAAACUGGUUUCCCUGUGAUCGAGAACAAGAUCUGCAAUCGUCCAUCGUACCUGAACGGCAGAGUCAGAGACCACGAGAUGUGUGCUGGAAACAUCGAGGGAGGAACAGACAGUUGCCAAGGUGACAGCGGUGGUCCUCUGGUGUGUUACUCCCAGAACAGGUAUGUCUUGCAGGGUGUGACAUCAUGGGGUCUGGGAUGCGCCAAUGCCAUGAAACCUGGCGUCUACGCACGAGUCUCCAAGUUUGUCGACUGGAUCGACCGAACCAUCAAAGCCAAUUAA